AUGAUACUUAUUUCGAAUCUCGAUCUAUACGAUGUCGUCGAAUAUACGAUAAUAAUAAAGAAAUUCUUACUUACUUGUUUAUUUAUAUCUAAAUGAACGACACUUUCCUAUUAUCUAUAUUUCAUUGGAAAAUGUACUUUCGAAAAGCAACAAAUUGAACGAUCGUCUCUUGGGAAGAGUCAAAGGGCAUGACAGGAAUUUGCGGGAAAUUCAAAAAUCGAAAAGGCGCCAUAAUACGAAUUCCGUAACGAAGCUUAAACGUAAAAGAAAACAAAGAAGAAUUUUGUAAAUAUACGUAGUAUCUACGUAAGAUCUUUUCGUUCUAUCGUACGAAAAUCAUUCCUGAUUCGACGAAUUUUCUCUUCUUCUUUAAUUCACUCUUCACUAUUACAAACAAAGGAAAAAGAAGAAAACAGAUAUCUUCGGAGAAAAUGGAUUAAUAGUAAAGGUUGUAAUAGAAAUAAUUUACCUUCGGAACGUAUACUUCGAUAAACGCAAUUUCGAUCUACUGACGAUAUCCUCUAAAUGGGUGUUGUCAAGGCCAAACGAUAGAACGAAUCGGGUGAAUUUAUUUCCGAGAGAUCUUAACGAAAAUAAAUGUUUCUCGCGAUUGCAUUCUACGAGAGAACUAUUCGUUGAAUCGCGUCCGUUGCUCGGUCUAAAACAAAAUGGCGAACGCUGUGACAAAGGUAGUAUUACGUUGUGAAGAAGCUCAGGAGAAUGAAAAUCUCGAUUUGUCUGAAUGCCAGUUAAUGCAAAUACCGGAUGCGGUUUAUCAUUUGAUGAGACAUACAGAAUUGAAAAGAUGCGAUUUGUCUGGUAAUGUCAUAACAAAGAUCCCGCCGAAAUUUGCAGUGAAAUUUUCCCUUAUCACUGAACUCAAUCUAAGUCACAAUCAAAUGAGUAAACUCCCGGAAGAACUUGCUGAACUACAAGCAUUGGAAAGACUCAACAUUUCGCAUAAUACUUUUAUCGCUUUGCCACCUGUUACCUGCCAGAUACCUCAGCUUAAACGACUUCUUGCCAAUAAUAACUCCAUCAUCGACGUCGAUGUUGAGAGAAUUAAACAUGCACCGGCGUUGGAAUACAUAGAUUUGCAAGCGAAUCCAUUAACGCCAAGAAUGUACGAUCUUCUGAGUGCCUUGACUCGUAUCAGAGUGGAAUUAACUCCGCGACAAGUAGAAGAAUGGGAAGAUUUGACGGUCUGAAACUGAUCUUUAGCCUGACUUUAGAACGAUGAAAGAACCAAGAAGAGAGAGAUAUUAACUUUGUUAAAAAAGAGCCAGCUGGAAGCUUUCACUUUUUACAAAUAAGCUUUACGGCACAACGUUCUCUGCAAGGAUUCGUUCAAGACUGCAAGAAGUAAUCCUUGCAUAGUUUAAGAAUUUAACAAAUAUUUUGUACAGUGAUAAUACGACUGACACUAAGUGAAUAUGCAAGCGACUGUAUUAUAUAUAUAUAUAUAUAUAUAUACAUAUACAUAUACAUAUAUAAAUAUGUAUAUAUAAAUAUUGAUCGAUUUCUAUUUUAAAAUGCUAAUUUUAAACAUUUCUAUUAUUUGCAUCUCAUUAUUCGAGAUAUCUCCUCAAUAAUAUUAUAUUUUUGAUUCGCAUUUAAUCGAAUCGGAGAAAUCGAUUGCUCUUUUUAAUAGUAUUGUUUCUUAGACUUAGUUUUUUAUCUACUUGUAUGCCCCUUCAAUUUAUUCUAAUCGAUAGCCGUUAAAAAAUCACAAAAGGAAACAAAUUAUUAUUACUUUUAUCCGACAAAUUUUUCUCUGAAAUAUGUAAGAGAGUACAAUCUACUUAUUUAUUUCAUUUUAUAUAUUUUAGAACUAUAUUAACAGUAUACAACUGCCAAUCUUGCGGUUGAUCGAUCUUUGACAAUAACAUUGAUUUUCUUUAAUGAAAGAGUAAGGUAACAAAUCUUUCUCUUAGCACAUACACAUAUAUAUGUGUGUAUAUAUAUAUAUAUAUAUACACAUAUGUAAAGUAAAUAAUAAAUAUAAGAAAAAAGGUUAUAUAUCUGAAAAUAACAAAAUCGCCUCUGCGAUUAUUUAUAUUUGUAAUUGUAUAGAAAAGAAAAAAAAUUAAUCCGCAAAUGUAUGUGCAUGUACACAUACACAUACGCAAAAUUGUAAAUUCAACACUCUAUCGUAACGUAUUGUUAAUCUAGUCAUGGGACGUUGCAAUAAUGUAUUUAAAAAAAUGAGAGAGAGAGAGAGAGAGAGAGGGAGAAAGAAAAACAAAAGCAAUUGUUUCCUUUACUCUCUUAAUCAAGAAAUGUAAUAAAAUAACAAAUAAAAGAAAAAGAAGAAAUUUGAUGCUACCUUGAUUUUUAUUGACAUCAAAAUGUGUGUGUAUGUCAUAUCAGAGCACGCAUACAUCAUACAUAUGCAUACAUAUAUACUCACACGACUUUCCUCUCUCUCUGUGUCGUAGUUUUGUUUUCGAACAACAAUAAUAAUAAUAAUAAUAAUAAUAAUAAUAGUAAUAAUAAUAAUAAUAAUAGUAGUAGUAAUAAUAACUGAUAAUCUACGACAUAAUCAAUAUAUAACAUUGCUGUGUGUGAGUAAUAUGUUUUCACAUUUUAAUGUAUAAAUCGGAGUCACUUUAAACUCGCGACAUACAAGUAGUAGACGUAUGCUAGUCAUAUACAACACGUGUAAAUGAGUUAUAUUGGUUUACUACAUAUAUUUUCUUAUUAACAUAAUAAAAUAAUAUAAUAAUAAUAAUAAUAAUAAUAAAAUGUGUAAUGAGUCGCAGAAUUAAUUAUCUACAAUACUUGUUCGUCGUUAUGAAAUCACAAAAAAAUAUACAUUACAAAAUAAUAAUAAUAAUAAUAAUAAUAAUAAUAAUAAUAAUAAUAAUAAUAAUAAUUAAAACAAUAAUUGAACAUUGAUUAUUAAAAAAAUUUUACUCUCGCAGAUUCAUCCAUUCUUUCAAUCUCUCUCUCUCUCUCACACUCUCUCGCAAGAAUACUGUCUCGCAAAUUGAUAAUAAUGAUAAUUUUUUUUCAACGUUUUGCGAUAAUAAAUAAUUCCGUUAAAUCGCAAUACCGAAGAAAAAAUGCAUGACACGUGCGUACUAGGAAUUGUACAUACACGUCAUAUAUAUAUAUGUAUAUAUAUAUAUAUAUAAUAACUAAAGAGAUUUUGUUCAGAAGUAAUUGAACAAAGUCUUUAUUAGGUGCUGUAUGUGUACGUGUGUAUGACAAUAGAGGGAAAGGGGGAGAGAAAAGGUUUAUUUACAAACCUUUCAUUAUUUUCAGUGCUUGCAUAUUUCAUUAUAUACCGAAAGCUACGCUUUAAUAAUUGAAUAUAUUUAUAAUGUGUGUGUGUGUGUGUGUGUAUGUGUGGGGGGUGCGUGCGUACGUGGGUAUGUUGUAUGUAUGUACAUAUACAUUAAUACGCAAGAAUAUUAUCAACUGCCCGAUGUGAUUUUUUUAUUAGUUUGCGUUUAGAAUCACGUUUAGAAAUAGGACGAUAUUCUAUAUAGGCUUCUGCUAUAUUAAGCAGCACAAAGUAGGAACUACUUCCAAGCUUAGAUCAAAAUGAAAACACUUUUCUAAUAAAAUUUAUAGAAACUGUC
Vespa velutina is the source of this 3587-nucleotide messenger RNA. It is a transcript of the gene Sclp, whose product is annotated as leucine-rich repeat-containing protein 20. The coding region runs from base 669 to 1208 and encodes 179 amino acids. Gene Ontology annotation, molecular function: protein binding. The record is from RefSeq and is a predicted model, not a curated record. NCBI's taxonomy places the organism in Eukaryota, Metazoa, Arthropoda, Insecta, Hymenoptera, Vespidae. The transcript has 4 exons.